Messenger RNA from Naumovozyma dairenensis CBS 421, 456 nucleotides. It is a transcript of the gene LIP1, whose product is annotated as sphingosine N-acyltransferase subunit LIP1. The transcript has a single exon. Lineage: Eukaryota; Fungi; Ascomycota; Saccharomycetes; Saccharomycetales; Saccharomycetaceae. Bases 1 to 456 code for a protein of 151 amino acids. The record is from RefSeq and is a predicted model, not a curated record.
AUGGUUGAUCCUAAACUAGAAAAAGUACUUGAAGAGCGUAAACCACGUUUCUGGACCCUUUUCCAAUGUGUUGUCGGUGCUCUAACAUUGAUGGCGGCUGUCGAAUAUUUUAAAUAUUCCACACGUAUCCAUUAUGAAUGGUUCCACUGCACACCAGUUAUAGAAACCGUUGGUGGACCCAGUAGCUCAGUGAUCAAGUUAUAUUCUCGUGGUGGUCCAAGUUGUGAUAAAAGAGGUGAAUUUAAAACUAUCGUUAAAAGAAUUACUAGAGAUUAUGAACCUGCAGAAGGUGCCAUAUCGUUUUGCAUAAAUGAAAAUGUCAAUGUGCCUGCAGUACACUAUCCAAUUGAUGAAAACAAGGGCGCUCCUGGUUAUGUAGCAUUUGUAGGAUAUGAUUCUGAUGGGAAAGAUUUAAUUGAACAAAUGUGUGAAGGUUCCACUAUUCUUCAUAUGUGA